Molecule: messenger RNA, 1110 nt
Organism: Oreochromis niloticus (Nile tilapia)
Lineage: Eukaryota; Metazoa; Chordata; Actinopteri; Cichliformes; Cichlidae
Product: scavenger receptor cysteine-rich type 1 protein M130
Exons: 6
Coding region: 65-835 (256 amino acids)
Biological process (GO): zymogen activation
Cellular component (GO): plasma membrane
Molecular function (GO): serine-type endopeptidase activity
Source: RefSeq, a predicted model, not a curated record
CUGUUAGCAGAAAUAUACGUAGGAAAGCACAUGAUGGUCAGAGCAGAGAGACGUGUAGCUGGACAUGGAUCACCUGUUAGUGUUGCUGCUCCUGUGGAGCUCAGGACUUCAAACUGAAGGAACACACAGUUCUCCAGAGUCUGAUGAUAUCAGGUUGGUGGGAGUAACCAGUCGCUGUGCAGGAACUCUGGAGAUGAAACAUCUGGGAGAGUGGAGACCAGUGAAGGGGCAUCGCUGGACCCUGAAAGAAGCAGCUGUUAUCUGUCAACAUCUGGACUGUGGCCCUGCUGUUUCUGUAGAUUGGAGAUACGACUCCCCAUUAAGAUCUAUGUGGAUGAUGAACUCUGAAUGUAUUCAGUCUGAAUCUGAUCUGACGAAAUGCGUAACAUCAGAUUCCUCUUCUGCUAUCAUGAAUCUUACCUGCUCAGACUCUGUCAGGCUGCUGAAUGGUUCCAGUCUGUGUUCAGGCAGACUGGAGGUGAAGUCUAACCAGAGCUGGUCCUCAGUGUGUGAAGCUGACUUUGACCAGCAGGAUGCAGAGGUGGUCUGUAGGGAGCUCGGCUGUGGGCCUCCUUCGGCCCUCCAGGGGGCGCUCUAUGGAGAAGUGGAGGCUCCAGUGUGGAGCAAAGAGUUCCAGUGUGGAGGCCAUGAGUCUGCUCUCCUGGACUGUAGAAGCUCAGGCUCAGCUCGAAACAGCUGCUCACCUGGCAAAGCUGUUGGACUCACCUGCUCAGAGCCUGAUGAAGUUAGAAUGGUGGGAGGAGCCAAUCUCUGCGAGGGCACGGUAGAGCUGAAACAUCUGGGAGAGUGGAGACCAAUGGAACACUUUCACUGAACCCUGAAGGAUGCAGCUGUUGUGUGUGAACAUCUGGAGUGUGGAUCUGCUGUUUCCAUAGGAGUGCGAAGUGAACUUCUCGGCAGGCCUUCAUGGUGGAUCAGACAUGACUGUGUUACAUCCGUAUCUGGUCUCAGAGAGUGUGCAACACCAAGUUACACUAGCCUCAUCCUGAAGCUCACCUGCUCAGGAGCCGUCAGGCUGGUGGGAGGAGCCAGUCGCUGUGAAGGAACAGUGGAGCUGAAACAUUGGGGAGAAUGGAGACCAGCGAUUGA